AGAGGCCAGACAGCUGGAACUUUUCUGCGCACCAAGUCCAGCCUCCUUUGAAGCAUGAGUUCCCAGCAGCAGAAGCAGCUCUGCACCCCAACCCUGCAGCCUCAGCAGCAGCAGGUGAAACAGCCCUGCCAGCAUCCACCCCAGGAACCAUGUGCUCCCAAAACCAAGGAGCCCUGUCACCCCAAGUUUCAUGAGCCCUGCCACUCCAAAGUUCCAGACCCCUACCACCCCAAGGUUCCUGAGCCCUGCCACCCCAAGUUUCCAGAGCCGUGUCCCGCAAUGAUCGUUCCAGCACCAGCUCAUCAGAAGACCAAGCAGAAGUAAUGCGGUCCACAGCCAUGCCCUUGAGGAACCAAGCACUGGAUGCUGACUCCCAUCUCCCAUUCUGCUUAUGUGUCCCACUUACAAUUAGCAUGCUGCCACCCCGAGUCACAGUCCUUUCCCAUGUGCACUCUAAAAACAUGUGCUAUUUCUUUUCCUCCUGCAACAUUGUGAGCCUCUGAAUUAGGCUCAGGUUGUUAGAAUUAGCUCAGUUUCAGCUGCUUAGGAUUCAUCUGAAGUGUGACCAAAGGUGAA
Molecule: messenger RNA, 576 nt
Organism: Ceratotherium simum simum (southern white rhinoceros)
Lineage: Eukaryota; Metazoa; Chordata; Mammalia; Perissodactyla; Rhinocerotidae
Source: RefSeq, a predicted model, not a curated record